GUGGCGGCACGAACGGAUGCUGACAAGAAGGGGGGUCACCUAGCCAUCAUGAAGGACAAGGGCGGCCUCACCCUUCGCGAGUCCGCACAGUGUCCGAAAGAGGACGAGGCAGCAUUCCAGGACGUCACCAAGUACACCUAUUUCAACACGAACAAUCUUUGGGUUCACCUGGGGAAGCUGAAAGAGCUCUUUGAGAAGAGUGGUGGGGCACUGCCUCUACCCGUCAUGAAGAAUGACAAAACCGUUGACCCCCGAGACAAGAAGUCAACAAAGGUAGUGCAACUGGAAACCGCCAUGGGUGCUGCUAUUUCCUGCUUCGAUGGAGCACAAGCCAUCAAGAUCCCAAGGACACGAUUUGCCCCCGUGAAGAAGUGCGAGGACCUUCUUGCCCUUCGGUCAGAUGCGUACACUCUUACAGAGGACUUUCGCAUUGAGCUAGUUCCAGAGCGUGGCGGAGUUCCACCACUGAUCAAGCUGGAUGAUGCUUACAAGUUUGUGGAUGCUCUCGACACUCUUAUUCCCAAUGGAGUCCCCUCCCUGAAAGAGUGCGUUUCUCUGAAGGUUGAAGGAAAGGUGGAGUUCGCCAAUGGUGUUGUGGUCAAGGGCAAGGUUACCAUCAAAAAUUCCAGCGACGAGAAGAAGAUCGUGCCCGCAAAGGUAUACCAAGACGAGACGGUCGAGCUUUGA
Messenger RNA from Symbiodinium necroappetens, 687 nucleotides. NCBI's taxonomy places the organism in Eukaryota, Dinophyceae, Suessiales, Symbiodiniaceae. The record is from the annotation of a GenBank genome assembly.